UAUUCAUUUACCAUGUUCGUCGGGAGAACGCUUCGCCUAGCCCAGGUGCUACUCAUUGUCGCUCCAACCUUUAUCCUUUACGGAUACAACCAAGCUGGGAUCGGUCCCCUUUCCACUCUGCAGACCUGGGUGCACACAUUUCCGGAAAUCGAUUCAGUCAACACAACAGGGGAGUUACAGUCGCAGAAUUCAACCAAAAAGGGCACUGUCAUCGCUUCAUUCCAGCUUGGAGCACUUGUCGGAGCGCUGUCAUGCAUUUAUUCUGGUGAAAGAUUGGGUCGCCGGAAACCCAUCUUUAUAGGAGCGAUACUCACCAUUGUCGGACAGGUGUUGCAAUCCGCAUCAUAUGGGAUAAUACAGUUUACCAUAGGCCGAGUCAUUCUCGGACUAGGUGUUGGGCAGUUUAGCGUCGCUGUACCAGUAUGGCAAACGGAAAGCAGCUCGGCCAAGAAUCGUGGGCAACAUGUUGUUGUCGAUGGUAUCUGUAUCUGCCUUGGAUAUGUGUUGUGCAACUGGAUUGACUUUGGGCUUAGUAUGACAUCUGGCGACUUGCAGUGGCGAGUCCCGCUAGGAAUAUCGGUGAUCUUUUCAUUGGUCGUACUAGGCUCGGUAUUUCUGAUUCCAGAGUCACCACGAUGGCUUGUCCUUGUAGGCCAGGUUGAUAAAGCUACACAUAGCUUAGCAGCAUACAGAGGUCUUUCGCCAGAUGACGAGACCGUUCGGGCUGAGAUUGAUGAAAUCCAGUUAUCUCUGGAAAUGACUACUGGGUCUCCGAAGUCUUUGGUGCAGGAGGUGAUAUUUGGUGAAGAUAAAGACCGUCUUAUCUACCGUUUCUGCCUAUGCAUUGCUCUUCAAUUCUUCCAACAGAUGUGUGGAGGAAACCUGAUUUCGACAUAUGUGUCUACGAUAUUUGCACAGAACCUCAAAAUGAGCACCGAGCUAUCUCAAAUAUUAGCAGCCUGCGCUCUAACGUGGAAAUUUCUAUGCAACUUCAUCCCCUUUUUCACUAUUGACCGCAUCGGCCGUCGUAAAGUGUUUAUGAUAAGUGGAGCGGGUAUGUGUGUAUGCAUGACGGUUUUGGCAAUUACUAGCAGCUUUGGUACUACUUCUAAGUCGGCCUCUAUUGCAUCCGCUGUGUUUGUUUUUCUAUUCAACACAUUCUACCCGAUUGGAUUCUCUGGUGCAAACUUCUUAUAUUGCACCGAGGUCGCCCCUAUACGCUUACGCGGAGCUAUGUCUGCUAUGUCAACUGCGAACCAUUGGCUGUGGAAUUUUGUUGUGGUCAUGAUCACACCCGUCGCCCUUGAUACUAUUGGGUAUCGAUACUACAUUAUUUAUAUUGUCAUAUCUGCCUGUAUCCCCGUCUCGGUUUACUUAUUUUACCCCGAGACGAUGAACUGCAACCUGGAAGCCCUGGGCCAUGUAUUUCGGGAUUCCCCAUCUCCGUGGAAUAUCGUUGCUACAGCGCGUACUCUUUCGCAGAGAGAGGGGGCUGAAUUAGAUAUGUGGAUUGAAUCCGAGGAAAAGGUUGUCGUUGAACAGAAAGAGAACGCAUGA
Messenger RNA from Penicillium angulare, 1557 nucleotides. RefSeq names its product sugar porter family MFS transporter. NCBI's taxonomy places the organism in Eukaryota, Fungi, Ascomycota, Eurotiomycetes, Eurotiales, Aspergillaceae. Gene Ontology annotation, molecular function: carbohydrate:proton symporter activity. The annotation marks the transcript as partial. Gene Ontology annotation, biological process: carbohydrate transport; transmembrane transport. Gene Ontology annotation, cellular component: membrane. The transcript is spliced from 2 exons. The record is from RefSeq and is a predicted model, not a curated record.